AUGGGGAAGAAGACAUACACCAAGUCCUCAGAUUAUUCCGAUUUCCCGAGGGUGUCGGGGCCGAGCUGGACCCACGGCGGAAGGCGCCGGGCUCCGGAAGCGCUGGCCGCGACCCCAGCCGAGGGCGGCGCCGCCCCUCACGCGCCCCGUUAUCUGCUGGUAUAUAUAGUGUCUGCGCUCGCCCUCCACAGUGUCCUCGGUCAGACCCGGGCGGAGGACAGCCAGUGUCCCCUGCGGCCCCAAGGUCACCGCGGACACCCCAGGGCGCCCCUUCCCGGCAUGGAGGAUGAGAGCAGUAAUGCGGCGGGGGAAGCGCCCCCCGCUCCCGCCCCGGUGCGACGCCGCUCGUCCGCCAACUACCGCGCCUACGCCACGGAGCCGCACGCCAAGAAAAAGUCCAAGAUCUCCGCCUCCAGAAAACUGCAGCUGAAGACCCUGAUGCUGCAGAUCGCCAAACAGGAGCUGGAGCGCGAGGCCGAGGAGCGGCGCGGGGAGAAGGGGCGCGCCCUGAGCACCCGCUGCCAGCCCUUGGAGCUGGCGGGGCUUGGUUUCACCGAGCUGCAGGACUUGUGCCGUCAGCUGCACGCACGCGUGGACAAAGUGGAUGAAGAGAGAUACGACGUAGAAGCCAAGGUCACCAAGAACAUCACGGAGAUUGCAGAUCUGACCCAGAAGAUCUUUGACCUGCGGGGCAAGUUCAAGCGCCCCACCCUGCGGAGGGUGCGGAUUUCAGCGGACGCCAUGAUGCAGGCACUGCUGGGCACCCGGGCCAAGGAGUCCCUGGACCUGCGGGCCCACCUGAAGCAGGUGAAGAAGGAAGACACAGAGAAGGAGAACCGGGAAGUGGGAGACUGGCGCAAGAACGUGGACCUGCUGAGUGGGAUGGAGGGUCGCAAGAAGAAGUUCGAAGGUUGAGCUCACUCCCGCCCUGGCCCCGCGCGGCCUGCUGAAUAAAGCUUCUCACCUU
Messenger RNA from Ochotona curzoniae (black-lipped pika), 967 nucleotides. It is a transcript of the gene TNNI3, whose product is annotated as troponin I3, cardiac type. Gene Ontology annotation, cellular component: troponin complex. The record is from RefSeq and is a predicted model, not a curated record. The transcript is spliced from 8 exons. Gene Ontology annotation, biological process: muscle contraction. The coding region runs from base 1 to 915 and encodes 304 amino acids. Lineage: Eukaryota; Metazoa; Chordata; Mammalia; Lagomorpha; Ochotonidae.